AUAAGCAGUUAGUUGAAAGCCAAAGAUCAUCAUUAGCAUUAUAGCUAUAUUGUAUACAGUGUUCUAUCGAGUCUUAAGAUGAAACCGAUCUUAGUUCUUGCAAUCUUCUCGGUAUUCGCUCAGGUGAUAAACGGUGAAGAGGCCACUUUCGGAGUGACUGACGCUGCCUAUCGCACCGCAGUUGUGAACGCAGCUGAUGCAAAAGCUGCACGUUUACGCAACGAAACAACAGCUUCUCUCACUCACCGAGAGCUUAUGCGUCGCGUGAAGUUAUUUGCUGGCGUCGUGCUUGCGCCUGACAGCGCUUUGGCCGGUGAUGAGGAUACAGCGGUUGUCGCCGGGCAGCUCGUUGCGCAACUGGCUAAGCUGCAGGUUGGUUCAGGGCUCUUCAUGGGCGGUGACAACGUGGAGUCAGCACCCGACUCGGCCUUCACAAUCAACGAUGUUGCCGACACGCUAGAGCUGAUACGAUGUAAGGACAGCGAUCGUGUUCUCGCAGAUAUUGCAUCUGCCCUCGACGGAAUCGUCCGUCGGGCCAUCCCAGCCAUGCUCGCUGGUGGGGUGCAUACACCAAACCACCGUUGGGAGCUUGCGGCGGCCCUCGCGCGCAUCCAUCGCUACCGUCCAGAUAAGCGUCUUAAGCGGCGGGCCGAAGAGUGGCUGGCUGAGGGCAUUGACAUCCAAGAUGAUGGAAUGUACUCGGAGCGUAGCGCCAACUACGCCGCAUACGUGUCGAACCCAUCGCUCACGGCGGUGGCCGAUAUUCUCGGACGCGAAGACCUGCGAGCGAUCGUUUCGCAAAAUCUGCAAGCCUUCAUCGGGCUCAUCCGCCCCGACGGAACCGUUGAGACAGUGCACUCGCGCCGGCAAGAUCAGAUGGACUCGUACUUUUCUAUCGCUCCAUUCAUCACGCUCUACCGUCGGUUUGCCAUCGAAAUGGGCAGUGGUGUUCUCGCCUGGGGUGCUGAACGAGCCCUCGCAGGUGGUAUCGUGGACCCAGAAACUGUUCUCUUUGAGCUGCUCAUGAAUCCGCAGAUUGGUUGGGUGCUCCCUCCCUCUGUUGCCCCGAUCUUUGGACGACAGCGAUGGAACAACAGCGGUCUACUCGUAGAUGCAAACGCUCGCCGCACCCUCGUCAUCUUUGGAGGCUCGGACUACCCCAGGUUCCGGCGCAUUCGUUCAGGGCUGUCAAACAACCCCACCUUCCUCCAACUUUCCGCCGGGCGUGUCAAACUUGUCUCGGCACGGCUAUCUCGGGAUUUCUUUGGCCUAGGGCCGUUCCGCGCCGAUCGGCUAGACGUGCAUGACGACGUGAUCACGCUGACUGAGCACGUUGCGGGCAUGUACUACCUACCCCUCGAACAGGAGCACCGGCGGAAGGACGGUAUCUACGCACUUGAGGAUGAAGGGCGCUUCGCCGCUGCGAUGGCGUUUAGCAAACGUAGCACAGAGGUAGUCGGCCUCGACACACGCGUUGACGUCGUUCUCGCUGAGGACGGCGUCGAGAUAGUCAUCUCCACCAAGGGGCCUCGUCUAACGUGGUCGCUCGAACUUGCAUUCCAGCCGGGUGGACGCUUCGAAGGCCUCGUGCCCAUUAACGGUGGUGUGCACCAGUUGCUCUCUGGCUACGGCCGCUACGUGGUUGGCGAUGAUGCGAUCGAGUUCGGCCCCGGCAAUGCAGAUGCUCCCAAAGGCUUCUAUCACCCCGGCGAGGACUAUACCUAUCUCGGUGGAAGCGACGCCGUCGAUGGGCCGCGCGUGUACCUCAUGGGCAGGUCGCCUGGUACGUCACGUUUCACGCUACGUGCGGUGCGUAUGGCAGCAUAAGCAUGGGAUGAAUACGGAUAGAGUUAGCCUAAGAUCUAUGUCGAACCACGAACCCACCAUUCACGCAUUCACAUCAGAAAAAACUUUGAAUACAUGCAUCAUGCCAUAAUAUUGAAUUUAGUAUCUGGUUUCUGUUUGCUUUUUAGAAUAAACUUUUAACGCUCAGAACAUAUGUGUGUCCAUUAAAAUUAGUUUGUUCAUAAAGAUCAAAUAAACAUACAGGAGAAAUUGA
This is a messenger RNA of Contarinia nasturtii (swede midge), 2059 nucleotides long. RefSeq lists its product as uncharacterized. The transcript is spliced from 2 exons. The record is from RefSeq and is a predicted model, not a curated record. Bases 79 to 1827 code for a protein of 582 amino acids. Lineage: Eukaryota; Metazoa; Arthropoda; Insecta; Diptera; Cecidomyiidae.